Molecule: messenger RNA, 3744 nt
Organism: Silurus meridionalis
Lineage: Eukaryota; Metazoa; Chordata; Actinopteri; Siluriformes; Siluridae
Gene: ube4a
Product: ubiquitination factor E4A (UFD2 homolog, yeast)
Exons: 20
Coding region: 157-3387 (1076 amino acids)
Biological process (GO): protein polyubiquitination
Cellular component (GO): ubiquitin ligase complex; cytoplasm; nucleus
Molecular function (GO): ubiquitin-ubiquitin ligase activity
Source: RefSeq, a predicted model, not a curated record
ACUGCACCGGUGCUGUCGCAGCUUGAUGACGUUUUACACAUUCGUGUUGAUUCCGGAAAAAGCAGUGCUCAAACAUAUAGCGAGCACCAUAACAUUACAAACAGCUUACACAGGCUGGUGUUCAGCACAUGUGGAUGGAGUUGAUGCUCCAGUGAAAUGACAGACCAGGGAAACAAUAAUCAGAACAUCUCUCGAAACCCUUUUGCUGCUCUUUUUAGUUCGCUUGCUGAUGCGAAGCAGUUUGCAUCAGGCCAAAAACUACAGCAGCAAGCUGAACCACCAUCGGAAGAAUCCGGGGAGAGCCAGUCCGAGUCUGACAACUCUGUGUCAGACAGCAUCGGGGACAACGAUGACUCAGUGGCCGAGAUCAGCCGCUCAUUCCGCUCACGACAGGAACUCUGUGAGCAGCUUAAUGUCAAUCACAUGAUCCAGAGAAUCUUCCUUAUCACCUUGGAUAACAGUGACCCUAGUCUUAGAAGUGGUAAUGGCAUCCCUCUGCGCUGUGUCUUCCUUGAAGAGAUGGCAGCUGACCUCGAUGGCCAAGACUGGCUCGACAUGGACACGAUAGAGCAGGCCAUUUUCAGCAGGCUUCUUUUACUGGAGCCGGGUAACCACCUGAUCUACAUGACUUCUUGCAGCGCCGUGAACCUGUCAGCAGAUCGCGAUGCUGGGGAGAAACUAGCCAUACCGUACCUUUAUGCCUGCUACCAGAGAGCUAAGGAAGAGGUCACGAAAGUGCCAGAGAAGUUGCUGCCAUAUGCUGUGCGCUGUAAGAACCUGACCGUGUCAAAUGCUCGUACAGUGCUGCUUACUCCAGAGAUCUACAUCAGCCAGAAUGUGUAUGAACAGCUACUGGACCUGCUGCUGGAGGCGGUCAACAGAGCGCAUAUCGACGAGGUGGUGGAAUUUUUAGAGGAAGUUAUCGCUGGCCUUUUGGCUGACCAGGAAGUGCGCACUUUUGGGGAGGUUAUGGUGCCAGUAUUUGAUAUUUUCCAGGGUCGUGUGAAAGACUUAGAUCUUUGCCAGCUGCUGCUUUAUUCCUACUUGGAAAUCCUAGUAUACUUCAGUCAACAAAAAGACAUUGCAAAGGUUUUGGUGGAACACAUUCAGCCCAAAGAUCCUAUUAAUGGACUUCAGUAUCAGAAGAGUCUUCUGGGCACUUUGUUAAAUAUAUCAUGUCUGCUGAAAACCCCAGGAGUGGUGGAAAACCAUGGCUUUUUCCUCAACCCCUCCCGCUCCAGCCCACAGGAAAUGAAGAUUCAGGAAUCUAAUAUCCACCAGUUUAUGGGCCAGUUUCAUGACAAGCUGCAUCAGAUUCUAAAGAAUCUACUGCAGCAGUCGACAGAGACUCGUCACCUUCUGCUCUCGUGGCUGGGCAACUGCUUGCAGGCCAACAUGGGUCGUGCCAAAAUCUGGGCUAACCAGAUGCCUGAGAUUUUCUUCCAGAUGUACGCUUCAGAUGCAUUCUUUUUAAAUCUAGGCGCUGCCCUCCUCAAACUCUGCCAGCCCUUUUGUCGCCCUCAUUCUCCGAAACUCCUAACCUUUAACCCCACUUACUGUGCACUUAGAGACUUGAGUGAGGAAGAGAGACGCAAUAGGAAUGUGCAUGCCAGAGGGCUUGAAAAAGAGACAUGUCUGAUUCCUGUUCCGUCUCAGCAAACUGUUGAAUUUCCCCAAUCAUACAGCCUCCUCACAGAGAACCUGAUCCUCACUCAGCUCACCCUGCACCUGGGCUUCCACAGAGUACAUGAUCAGAUGGUGAAAAUGAACCAGUCGCUGCAUCGGCUGCAGGGCACGUGGCGGGAAGCACAGCUCAGUGGAGGGCCAAUGGCAGAGCAGCUACGGGAACAGUUUGAGCGCCUCAUGACCGUUUACCUGUCCACCAAGGCUGCUGCCACUCAGCCUGCCAUGCUCCAGAACUGCCUCAAUCUGCAGGCGUCCUGUGCCUCUCUGCUUGUACAACUCAGUCUGGGAAACCAGGGGCCUGAGCACAUUCCCCUCUCCUUCCCUCUGCCUCCACUACAGAACAGCCUGCUCUGCUAUGUGCCAGAGUUUUUUGCUGAUAACAUGGGCGAUUUCUUCAUAUUCCUGCGGCGCUUUGCCGACGAGGUGCUGGAGUCAUCCACGGAAAACUUGGAGCAAGUCUUCAACUUCAUCACGGUGUAUAUGGGAAAUGUAGAGAGAAUGAAAAAUCCACAUUUGCGGGCAAAGCUGGCUGAGGUUUUGGAGGCCGUGAUGCCGCAUAUGGAUUCCGCAUCACCCGGAGCUCCCCAGACUAUUAUGUUCCAGCGACAGAGGGCGUUCUGCUCCUACUGCCAUGCACCCCAUCUAGCCGAGGCUCUCAUCACUGUGUUUGUUGACAUUGAGUUCACUGGUGAUCCUCACCAGUUUGAACAGAAGUUUAAUUACAGAAGGCCCAUGUACCCCAUUCUGAAGUACAUGUGGGGAGAGGAGAACUAUAGAAAAAGCAUUAAGCAUUUGGCAGACUUCGCAUCUGAAAAUCUUGAGGCCAUGAAUCCACCACUCUUCCUGAGGUUUCUUAAUCUGCUCAUGAAUGAUGCCAUUUUUUUACUAGAUGAGGCUAUACAGUACCUGAGUAAGAUCAAGCUCCUACAGAUAGAACGGGACGGUGGUGAGUGGGAGGGUCUGGCUCCUGACGCCCGCCGAGAGAAGGAGUCCAGUCUGCAGAUGUUUGGACAGCUGGCUCGCUUUCACAAUAUCAUGUCGAAUGAGACGAUUGGAACCCUGGCUUUUCUGACAUCGGAAAUCAAAGGCAUCUUUGUUCAUCCUUUCCUUGCUGAAAGAAUCAUUUCCAUGCUCAAUUACUUUUUGCAACACUUGGUGGGACCCAAGAUGGGUGCUCUGAAAGUGAAAGACUUCAGCGAGUUUGACUUCAAGCCUCAGCAGCUUGUGUCAGACAUUUGUACUAUCUACCUAAACCUGGGAGAUGAGGAAAACUUCUGUGCCACGGUCCCAAAGGAUGGGAGGUCGUAUUCCCCCACUCUUCUCUGUCAAACUGUUCGAGUCCUAAAGAAGAUCAACAAACCUGGGGAUAUUAUAGUGGCUUUCAGCCAGCUAGCAGAUAAAAUAAAGUCUUUGGCAGACCGGCAUCAGCAGGAAGAAGAGACCUACUCAGAUGCUCCUGAUGAAUUUUUAGAUCCCAUUAUGUCAACCUUGAUGCUCGAUCCUGUGGUUCUUCCUUCCUUCAACGUCACAGUCGACCGCUCAACAAUAGCACGCCACUUGCUUAGCGAUCAGACAGACCCUUUCAACCGCAGUCCACUCACCAUGGACCAGAUCAGACCCAAUGAGGAGCUAAAGCAACAAAUCAUACAGUGGCUAGCUGAACAUAAGCAGGGGGGCGUGCAGAUGGGACCCAGUGGCUAACGCGCUCACACACACAUGCACACAAACACACAAAGCCGCCAAUCUUCUGUUUAUACAUGUCUAAGCCUCCUAAAAAAAACAGGACACAAUUUUGCAUCACAGGAGCGACACACACAUCUACUGACAUGGUAUAAUCUAAAUGACUCUGUUAAAGCCAGAUAGAUUAAAAUAACCUACACAUCUGUCUAAAGUUGCUUUAAUUAAUGUCAGCUCAAAAUCAUUGCCUGUAGUGCUAUAAGGUCUAACUGCGCAGCAAGCCUUUAUAUUGCUGCAAUAAAAAGUCCAUAAUACUUGCUGUCUUGCUUUCUGCCCUGUAAAGAAUUUUUUGUUAGUGUGUACAGACAAUAUAAAGAUCUU